UAUUGUAUUAUCAGCCUCACCGCGAGUUAAAUUGUGCGCGAAGAUGUAUACCGAAGGAAAAGUUUCACAGAGAGAGUCACGAGUAGUAAAUUGAUCGAUUUAACAAGAAAUCUUAAGCUUCAUUAUUGUUGGUGUCGUGUUAAUAAGCUAGAUUUCAUUCACGAUUCACCAGUCUAUAUACAAUUCGUGUAGCGCAUUGCAGAGUAACACAAGAAUGUCAUUAUUCGUUUCUUGAGAUAGUAUUUGGCUGCUGAGCACGAGGUCGCGGGAUCGAAUCCCGGCCACGGCGGCCGCAUUUCGAUGGGGGCGAAAUGUGAAAACACCCGUGUACUUAGAUUUAGGUGCACGUUAAAGAACCCCAGGUGGUCGAAAUUUCCGGAGUCCUCCACUACGGCGUGCCUCAUAAUCAGAAAGUGGUUUUGGCACGUAAAAAAAAAGAUAAAAAAGUAUUUGGCUACCAUUAUCGUAAUUUCCGUCCUGUUGGCUUGACACUAUUGCGAUGGGGUGUUAAUUGGGUUGACUGGCUAUUCGAGUCCUCGUGUCUCGGUAUAUCUCGAUCAAUUUUGUACGCCAAAGGUGCGUGGCGUGCGCACAACGCUCCCGUGUUUUCCUGUUCGCGCAGAGUGGAGGUGAAGGAGGGCGAGAAGAACCAGUGCUUCGUGUGCAUGGGCGUCUCCUUCCUGCUGAUCGUCCUCUUGGUCGUGCUCGCCGCGCUCAUCGUGCAAUACGUCAGGCCUAACGAUCCAAAGUGCAAGGCGGCGCUCGAGUUGACAGCCUGCAACUCGGAGACGGAGCAGUACUUCUUCCACCAUGACUCGGACAAACAGGUCUGCUUGGUGCGGUGGCAGCUGGACGCUGGCUGCCUCGAGGGGAAGAACCGCUUCGCCAGCGCUUCCGAGUGCCGGGGGCGUUGCGUCGGGAACUCUUCGGAUAAAGGAGCAAGGCAGAAUCCGUCGGCGGAAUGCAUGGAGCCCGUCAAGGCCGCGCCUUGCAAGGACGAGGAGAUGAAGCGGCGCGACCAUCUGUACUUCUUCGAAGACGGCAACUGCACCGUGCAGAUGGGCCCCAAGUGCUUGUACGGCCCUAAUCGGUUCGUCUCCGCCCAGGAAUGUCACGAAUUCUGUCUUAACACGGAGGAGCCGGCAUGCCGCGUGCCCCGGUUCCAGGGUGCGUGCCGUAUGAGCGAGAAGCGCUUCGCCUACUAUUACGACAGUUCGACGAAGGCUUGCGUCUCCUGGCGCACUCCCUGUCUGGCGGGACCUAACCGCCAUGAAUCACUCGCCGCCUGCACCGAGACCUGCGGCCGGAACAUCUUCAAGACGCUGAUGCUUGUGGGAUGAUGCCGCGCGCUGAACUACGUGUCGCUUUUCUGUUGAAACGAAUGAAACGCCAAUGAUUACAGUGACUAUAUAGUAACACGCCUAUAUCGUAACGCGUCGUUGUUCUGCUUUUUGCUGGCGUUUGUUCUCACCGAAAUCUCGCAGUUACAAGUUGUCGCUCAGAACAAGACGCGCCUGCUCAAUCUAAAAUUUCCUUGAUCUUUGUCGCCAAUUCUCAAGCUCUGGAGGCCUGUCUCGCAACAUUUCGCGCGAUUCGCGAAUAGCGCUGCCCUAGGCUAGCCGAAUAAAACAUGCACUUGCUCAUAAUUCAGGCGCACAAGGAGAAAUUGACGAGUGCACCGGAAAGUUCACAAUCGUAAGUGCUCACUCAAGUUCGCAAUUUCAAGUUACAUUCAUACGCGGAGAAGAAAAGAGGCUUUAUCGCGGAAUCGAUGGCCUGUAUACUUUGCUCGGGGGGUAUACGUGCAAUCUCGAAUGUAAGUGAGCAACAGUGAUUACUCUGGAAUGUACUGCCAGGAAUGUAUAAACAGCGGACGUAUUUGAACCAGAGUGUUCGACAUGAUUCAGCGACUACGCUAACUG
This is a messenger RNA of Dermacentor andersoni, 1922 nucleotides long. Its product is annotated as papilin-like. NCBI's taxonomy places the organism in Eukaryota, Metazoa, Arthropoda, Arachnida, Ixodida, Ixodidae. Gene Ontology annotation, molecular function: serine-type endopeptidase inhibitor activity. The record is from RefSeq and is a predicted model, not a curated record.